CCAAUGUGGUUAAUAACCUUACCCGUCUCUGAUUAGAUAGUGUCGUACCUUAGUCUAGAUAAUAGUAGCAAUACAAAAUAAUCCUCUGAGUUAAAUCCAGAUGUGCAAAACCUUAAUCGAGGGCAUUACAGGUUUAGACUCUUAACAAAACAUAAACACCCAAUAAUGCAAAUCUCAGACCGUUUUAAACUACGGAUGAAGACCUGUGCACAUUCCCGGUUUACUGUAGUAGCUUCCAGUUCCUCUUGUUUGGGACAGUGAAGUGAACCAUGUGGAUUACUUUACCCCUGAGGAGAUGAAUGCCGGAGCUGUACAGAGGAUGGCUGAAAGAGAUGGGAAGGCAGACUUGCCCAUUAUUCCUGGGCAGGUUUACGUUGAAGUGGAAUAUGACUACGAGUACAAGGCAAAAGACAAGAUGAUCGUGAUAAAGCAAGGAGAGCACUACAUCCUGGUCAAAAAGACCAACGAGGACUGGUGGCAGGUCAAACAGGAUGAGAACACCAAGCCCUUCUACGUGCCAGCUCAGUAUGUGAAGGAGCUGAGGAAGGCACUAAUGCCGCCACAGAAGCCCCUGCUCUCCAGUCCCAGCGGAUCUUUGAAAGCAAAGUCCUGUGCUCUGGACAUCCAGCCUUCGCAAAGGUCCAACGAGAACCUGGCCAAGACCCCAGAGCUCUCCAGCUUUGGAAAGCACUCCCUGGUGCACAGUCACCUACCAGCCCUGCCCAGAGACGCUAACCAGAACCUGGCUCCAGGGAGCAGCCCGGGGCAGAACCGGCGAGGUGGAGAGCACCACCAGAACAACAACACCACCACCUCAAUGGGGGGGACUGAUUCUCCUCCUAGGAUCCCCAAUCACAACAAGGCAACCACGUUGGGGCGGGAGGCAAUCCUUGAUGUGGAUGCUGAAAAAACACCCCCCCAUGAACACCCCCACGGCAAUUUGACCAGAGAUAGCUCGGAGAAACACCGGAACGACUCAGAGUCUGGAGAUGACCUGAGCAGCAGCUCCACAGAGCACAUGCAGACCACUUCCCCGACAGGCCAGGGCAGAGCCGAGUCUCCAGUGUAUGCAAACCUGCAGGAGCUGAAGAUCUCGCAGUCCAGUCUGCCACCCGUCCCCACCGGAUCGCCCCUGCAAACCAGCGGGGAGUGGGACACUCACAAAGAUCUCAACGGGAGGCACUACUACUUCAACAGGGCCACCCAGGAGCGCACAUGGAAGCCCCCUCGUGCACGGGACACCAGCAGCAGCAGCAGCAGCAGCACCCGAGGGGAGCCUCAUGUCUCUGGGGAUCAGGAGCUCCUUUCGUCCGAAGAGAACUGCCAUAGCACUUAUUCCAGCCAGUCAGAUAGUCAGUAUGGGUCUCCUCCCCGAGGCUGGUCUGAGGAGCUGGAUGAACAUGGGCAGACCUUGUAUGUCAGUGAAUAUACUAGUGAAAAGUGGAUAAAACAUGUUGAUGAACAAGGUCGACCAUAUUACUAUAGCGCAGAUGGUUCAAGAUCUGAAUGGGAACUACCGAAAGUGAGUAAGCAAGCUGAAGAACGGAAACCUUAUAAACUCUCGCCACCACUGCCGGGAGAAUUUCCUAAAAGCAGAAGUCUGGACCGGAAGCAAGUUGAUCCUAUAGUGUUAACAAAGUGGAGGCACAGCACAUACGUGCUGGAUUUAAGUGACAAGUUGUCUGUCGUACACAAGCGUAAUGCAUCUGAACAUCACACGGGAGUUAUUGCUCCCCCACCUUAUCAUGAACAAGAAUCUCCAACCACUCCAAAGCAAGGCUUUUCUGAUUCUGAUUCCUGCCCUUCCUCUCCAAAGCACCCUACAGCUGCUUCAGAGAAAUGUGGAGUGUUAAAUGUAACCAAAAUCACAGAACAUGGAAAGAAAGUUAGGAAGAACUGGACAUCCUCGUGGACUGUGCUGCAGGGCUUCACGUUGUUAUUUGCCAAAGGUCAAGGUGGCGGGACUGGUUGGUCGUACUACCAAAGGGGCUCGAUCCCUGAGCUGCUCCUCUCGCUGCUAGCCAACUGGAAACGCUCGGUCAAGUGGCGGCCCGCUGUCUCCUAUGUAAACUCUGGCCCUGUUACAGCUGCCACUAAGUUUGGGGGCAGUCAAUCUAAACCCGAAUUUAUUGUGGAUCUUAGAGGGGCGAUCUUGGAAUGGGCUUCAAAAGACAAAUCCAGCAAGAAGCGUGUCUUGGAGCUAAAAACACGGCAAGGAACUGAGCUGCUAAUUCAGUCUGAAAAUGACACUGUUAUCAACGACUGGUACAAAGCACUGGGAGAGAUAAUAAGUACUCAUGCUUGGGAGUCUGACGAAGCAAUCGAAGAAGACAUGCCAGAGUCUCCUGGAGCCGAUAAACACGACAAGGACAGCAGAGACUCGAAGAAAUCACGCUCCAUGAAGAGCUCUGUCAGUAUAGAUUCUUCAGACCAGAAGAAGACCAAGGUAAAACUGAAGAAGUUCCUGACUCGCCGACCCACACUGCAGGCAGUCAGAGACAAGGGCUAUAUUAAAGAUCAAGUAUUUGGAUGUAACCUGACCAGCCUCUGUCAGAGGGAGAACUCUACUGUGCCACACUUUGUUAGGAUGUGUAUCGAUCAUUUAGAAAAGAACGGUUUAAAUGUUGAUGGUUUAUACAGAGUAAGUGGAAACCUGGCUGUGAUACAGAAGCUACGAUUCGCUAUAAAUCACGAUGAGAAUGUGGACCUGAAGGAUAGUAAAUGGGAAGAUACUCAUGUCAUCACUGGAGCGCUGAAGAUGUUCUUUAGAGAACUGCCCGAGCCUCUCUUCACACAUAACUACUUCAAUGACUUUGUCAGUGCUAUCAAAAGUCAGGAUUACAAGCAGCGUGUGCAGUCUAUAAACAACUUAAUCAAGCAGUUGCCAAAACCUCACCAGGACACCAUGCAGGCACUCUUCAAACACCUCAGAAAAGUUAUAGAGCAUGGAGAAGAGAACCGUAUGAACACUCAAAGUGUUGCUAUAGUGUUUGGCCCGACUCUCCUAAGACCCGAGACAGAGACUGGAAACAUUGCAGUACAUAUGGUAUAUCAGAACCAGAUUGUAGAAUUGAUCCUAUUGGAGUACGAGAGCAUUUUCGUCAGGUAAAACUGCAUGAGAAGGGGACAGACUUGCCAAGCUAUGUACCAUGCAAUCAAAGCUUACACUUGUGACUUAUGCUGUGGACCAAGCAAGGAGAAAAAAGUUCUAAAACCUUUAUUUAACGUUUUGGAGCUGUGUUUUUUUUUUUUUGGUUGCCAUUCCUGCAAGUAGAUGCUGUUACUUCAGAAGCCUGUGGUGUUUACCCUACUGAAAAUGGAUCAGUCCAUUACAAAUACUUAACAAGACGAUACAGUUAAUAGAGAUUAAUCCUAGCCUAAGUUGCAAAGACAAGUAAGUAUUGCGGGGAAGUUGCAUACACUGGAUUACUUGGCCAGUAUUGGCAAUUGGACGUCUCAACGGUGUUCACUGCACAUCCGUAACGGUUCGCAGCCGAUGCCAGAAGGCAGUGGUUUCCGUCAGCGAUUUAGAAAGUGAAAAAAUAAAGGUUGUUAUUGUUAGCUUUUCAUCUGGAUAAAGUGUUCUGUUGAGUGUUGCUGUUUAUGUGCAUGUACGUGCUUUCUGCACAGUGACGGCUCUGGCUGGAAGGAUUCCUCAGCCCAUCACAAUCCGAAGGCACAUUGCUGCCCAGCAGUGCAUGACAGCACACCUUUAUUUCAUCUAAAUAAAUAUCAAAGACUUGGAUGUGCUGAAAGGAAGAGAUUAUCCUACUUCUAGGGUACCUGGGUUCUGUUUUGUAUUAUUAUUAUUAUUAUUAUUAUACUGGAAAUGUUCACAGCAUUGUAGAGCACUUGUUAAACUACUACUGAUCAAAAACAAGUUAAUCCUGGUAAAGCAUUUGGGGGGGGGGCCGCAUGUUCAUAUGGAAUUAGCACAUUGCAGUUCUAUGCAUUUAUCAUUGUGCCAAUACUCUCUAAAAAUGUCCCUGAGUUAAAUGGAAACUCUGGUCCUAGUGUCAGCCAGUCAUAUACAACUGAAAUGAUUUCAGUGCUGAGGAAAUAAUCAAAAUUUGUUAUGAAAUGAAAUUUGUUGUAAAUAAGCUAAUGGUCUGAUCACCAUUAGCAAGUGUACAUAGAUUUAAUGUAUAGUUUCAUGAACUAAUGUAGGCUUCACUCCUGCAAUAACAGUUUAUUUUCAAGCUAUUUAGCUUUAAGACAGUAUUUUCAGGUGCUUUGCUGGGUUAGGGUUAAAAGGGUAUUUGAGUUCCUGAGUACGUGCAACUUUUAUUACAGAUCAAUACUAACUUUGUGCACUUUCUGUCUUUUAAUUUUUUUUUUGUCUCCCAUUUCCAGGGCAAUAUUACCUGUUUGUUAUGGAAAUGGUACUGGAAAUAGUAUUGAAUAGACUUGUGGCAAAUAGGUGGUACGUUGCAAACAGCCUUUUAAAAUGACUGAUACGUACAGCUUAAUCUUGAGAAAUUGCCUAGUGGAAUGUAUUGUACAAAUCUCUAACCAGAAGUGAACUGUGUACGUAUGCUUUGGUGGUGUGAUGGUAGUUUUAAAAAAAUAAAUAAAUAAAUAAUAAUAAUAAUAAUAAUCACCUUUUAAUGUUUAUUUUUUAUAUAUAAAUAUUCAAUAACAUAGACUGAUUUGUUUAAAAAUAAAAAAAAUAAAUAAAAAUUGGUUUGGGAAGUUUAUCUGUUACUGGGAGCAUGGUCAACAGCACAUUUUUUAAUGUAAUUUUCUAGACUAACUGCUGUUUAUGACAUUGUUAUGUCUAAUCUGAAUUAAAAAAAAAAAAAAAAGACUGUGUUCUGUUCA
Molecule: messenger RNA, 4821 nt
Organism: Polyodon spathula (Mississippi paddlefish)
Lineage: Eukaryota; Metazoa; Chordata; Actinopteri; Acipenseriformes; Polyodontidae
Product: rho GTPase-activating protein 12-like
Exons: 20
Coding region: 296-3109 (937 amino acids)
Biological process (GO): regulation of GTPase activity; signal transduction
Cellular component (GO): cytoplasm
Molecular function (GO): protein binding
Source: RefSeq, a predicted model, not a curated record